ACUACCCGCGUGCCAACCUUUCAAAAAUUGACCACGACCACAAUUUGUUUUUAGCCGAAAGCUCGUCUAAAUUUUUAUCAAAUUCAGUUGUUAAAAUGGUUCUUUUAACUAAUGAAGAGUUCCUGUCGAAGCUUACCCUGCUAGCACAAUCAGCCCGAAAAGAUUCCUCCUUCACAGUCACAAUAAAACGAUACGAUGGGCACGACCGGCCAAAGCCGCGGGAAGGAAAGCCACCCCUGCCGACACCCGCCGAGUACAGCUGCCUGAUCCGGGCCCGGUCCGGUGCGAAGAAGCUCUCGACCGUGGUGAAGCGGGACGAGGUGGCCAAGUUCAUGGAAUCGUACUCGAAAGUGCUAAAGUCCAGCAUGGACGGGCUGAAGAAGGUGAAGAAAGUGAAAAACAAAGCCAAGGCAGCCCAGGGAUAGUGCGUUUGGUCACAGGGCGAAACACUCAUCGGAUUUGUUGCACCCGGGAGUACGCAACAAACAGCGCUGGGCUAACCGCGUGGUGUUUUGUUUUAUUUUAAAGUGUUCACUAGUUUAUCUAUGGACGCGGUGCAAUGUGGUACGGCACACACACACAUACGGAAAUCACUAGUGCAUUUUCUUUAUUCGUUCAUUUUGAUUGGGAACAGCCUCUUUCUGUUGCAUUGCUUCCGUUCCCUACUUCCUUACUUUCGUGCGAGGCCGGAUCCAAAUCACCGUCAAACACCGAACUGUGUGUUUUGUUUUUCUCCUACGCGUUUGAGAUCCGCCACACACAUACACACCCACAGAGCUGGCAAAACGAAGAAGAUGGACAGUGUAAUUUUGCUGUAGAAUUAAGCGUGUAAUGAAUUUAAUAUAAAAGAGAAGGUGAAUUUAAACUGCAAA
Molecule: messenger RNA, 872 nt
Organism: Anopheles arabiensis
Lineage: Eukaryota; Metazoa; Arthropoda; Insecta; Diptera; Culicidae
Gene: Srp14
Product: signal recognition particle 14 kDa protein
Exons: 3
Coding region: 96-425 (109 amino acids)
Biological process (GO): SRP-dependent cotranslational protein targeting to membrane
Cellular component (GO): signal recognition particle, endoplasmic reticulum targeting
Molecular function (GO): 7S RNA binding; endoplasmic reticulum signal sequence receptor activity
Source: RefSeq, a predicted model, not a curated record